CUCGCGAGAAGACUAAGCGACUUCCCUGGCUGUCGGAAGCUGCGGAAUCGUCCAGGCUGUUGGGAUCCCCGGCGCGAUGCCGUCCCCAUAUUCAGUCAGAGCCUUCCCAGUCAGCAUCCCUGCGGUGAUCAUGGAGACAGACUGGACAGAGCCCUGGCUCCUGGGGCUGCUCGCCUUCCACCUGCUGUGCCUACUUCUCACGUGCCUCUCAUCACAGAGGUAUAAACUACAGAUCGGGCACUUCCUGUGUCUGGUGGUGUUAGUCUACUGUGCGGAGUAUAUCAACGAAGUGGCUGCACUGAACUGGAGAUUGUUUGCAAAGUAUCAGUACUUUGACUCCCGGGGAAUGUUCAUUUCUCUUGUGUUCUCAGCACCGCUGCUCUUCAACGCCAUGGUCAUUGUGAUUAUGUGGGUAUGGAAGACUUUGACUGUGAUGACUGACCUGAAGAACUUACAAGAGAAAAGAAAGGAGAGGAAAAGGAGAAGAAAGGAAGAAUAAUGUGGAGCUGCUGCCGUCCGUCCACCAUGUUUGUCCUCUGACUUGCUUGUUUCCAGCUGGGAGCUGCCAUGGCCCAUGUCUUCUGUCAGCUGACUCAUGGUUUGGAAAAAGGUUCUUAUAUCUUAACACACCACAAAUGGUUCUUAUAGUGUACUCUGUUUGGAGCCCUCCUAAAGCUGUUUCUUAAAACUAACAAUGUGACUGGGAAACAUGUUGAAUGGGGACCCCUCCUUUAUGUGGGGGGAGCUUUCUGGUUCAGCCACACAUCAUACACAGCUUCUCACAAGUUGUGGUAGAUCUCAGUAUGGAACUAGAGUUCACACAGUUUUGAGUGUGGAAACUGGGAAUAAACGGCCCCACCCUGCUGUGACCACUACCUGCCCCCUCUUCUGUUUCUAGCCUGUAGUGGUAGCUAUCAGCUAAGGGUGGCUUUGUUCCCCAGGAAUUUUGCUGAUGCUUGUCACCGCAGGUGGACAUGGUACUUGUGUCCGUAGGAUAGAACCUAGGGUGCUGAAGUCCUACAGGGCACAGGACAGCCCCAUCAUGGAGUAUAGCUGUGUGUAGAAUGUCAGCAGUACCCAGGCUGAGGGAGCGGUGGGGUAGGUCUGGAGAAGAAUGCAGUGCCUUUCGGUUCCCAUGAAGCCAGGCCUCUGAAUAAUUGAGUUGGGGCUAUGCCACUAGAAAUGUUUUGUUU
Messenger RNA from Arvicanthis niloticus (Nile rat), 1193 nucleotides. RefSeq names its product transmembrane protein 18 (gene Tmem18). Gene Ontology annotation, cellular component: nuclear membrane. Lineage: Eukaryota; Metazoa; Chordata; Mammalia; Rodentia; Muridae. The record is from RefSeq and is a predicted model, not a curated record.